Messenger RNA from Eremomyces bilateralis CBS 781.70, 1363 nucleotides. RefSeq lists its product as uncharacterized. Bases 260 to 1249 code for a protein of 329 amino acids. NCBI's taxonomy places the organism in Eukaryota, Fungi, Ascomycota, Dothideomycetes, Eremomycetales, Eremomycetaceae. The transcript has a single exon. The record is from RefSeq and is a predicted model, not a curated record.
CCAAAGUAGCCUUAGGGUCCUAGAUCUAAUCCUUUGGCCUGCGACAGUUCUAUUCGAUAGAUUGCAACGGCUUAGCAACAAUUACACCCCUUUAUGGGAUCUUUCGCUAGUUAUCCUUUACACGUUUUAUCAGCAAGGUUGUCACAAUGGAUGAACCCUUCUCACCGGAAGCUUGCAGUGCAUUUCAUAAUCGACUCGUCCAUCCUGUGGCCGAACAACUCCAAACAGCCACUAGUUGCAACUUGACAGACCUUAUAUUAUGAGUGUAUCCGCACCUUUUGGACAUCCCAAAUAUGAUCGAGCUCCCAAUCGAUUGCUGUCGCAAUUUGACAUGAUUUCGGACAGCCAUGACCGAUUCCCAGAGCUAACGCCUUUUGCAUGUCAGCCGUUUCCUGGAAGUAUUUUCUUCGAUCUGGAAGUAUUAGACCCCGAAUACAGUUCUGUUGUACGACUUUAUCGUGGCUCCUGUUGCUAUGAAGAUGAUGGGCUCGUCUUCGAUCAGGAGACGCUGUUGGCUCAUUGGCACCACGAUUUCCAACCGAUGCCACCGAAAGAGCAUUGGAAGCCAUUAGACUCUAUCCUUAGAAAGUGGCUCUCCGAGUUCGAAAGGGGAAAAUUCUCCUUUUCUAGUAACAAUCCUACUUAUGUACCGUGGGCUACCCAAGACUUAGAAGAGGCUAUUCAAGCAUGGGAGACUCUUUUAAACGUUAUCGAGGCAAAUAUGCCUGGCCAUACUACCGAGUCCCGCCGUGAAAACCCCUUACCGACGAAUAUCCUCGACCAGUAUACGCUGAGUUCAUUUACUAAAGCGUUCCUUUCGCGGGCACGAUUGCCUUCAUUCAAAUAUGUUGCUCCGGGGGUUACCUAUUUCACUCCGGACUUAUUCCAUGCAGUUUACUCUUCCGAACCACGCGAUUCUCAACGAUUGCCCCGGUACGAGGAUACAGACGGGAAUGAAGUUGUGACGCUUAUUCUCCCGGCCGAAUGCUCCAUACCUUAUCCCGGGGGGGCUGGCUCCGCCGAUAGGGAGGGAUUUGCGAGGUUUACAGUUUCUCGUCGAGCUGGUCUUUAUACGACAGGGGACGCAAGCUACGCUGAUGGAGUCAGGCUUGUCGAUUCUGUUGAUAGUAACCGAAAGAUCCUAGAUUAUCAACCACCACGCUACCCCUGGGGGCCCACUCGUUCUCCUCGUCUUGCAGAUUAUACAAAAGUGGGCAGAGCUUGUCCAGAACAAAUUCUGGGCGGUUGAUCACGAUGGGGUAAAGACGAGCAUCGAUUGGUUUCUAGAAAACAAUGUUACGCUAGAAUGGUCUUUGUAAGGGUCUAUUGUCACAAGAAGCUAUAUCUGCCCUUCUCCCCCAGG